AUGAUGAUGGUUGUUUCUGGUAUCUUCCUCCUGACCAGUCUCAUCCUACAAGUCUCAUUUUCUUUCUCAGCCAAAUGGAUGAAUUAUACCCAAGACGGUGAUAUCAUUCUCGCUGGAAUGGUACCGUUUGAAUAUGAGCCGACUUGUACAGGAGAGAUGGGGAUAUAUUCCAUACAGAUUGUUGAAACUUUUACCUUUUCAAUCAGCGAAGUAAACCAGCGCCAAGACCUACUGCCAAAUAUCACUUUAGGUUUCGAUAUCAGAGAUACCUGUAACAAUGAAGAUGUGACAUUGUCAUUAGUGCUUUCUCUAAUGAGUCGCUACUCAACUGCCGACACAAUCUACGAGAUACCAAGCUGCGACCCAGGACCUAACCUCAACGGUCAACUGCUCGGUAUUGUCGGUACAUCGAAGAGUGCUACGAGCAUGGUCGCCGCUCAAGCUACCAAUCUGUACGGUAUCCCAAUGGUGUCCUACUCCGCUACGAGUGUAGAACUAAGUAAUAAGAACCGAUUCCCGUUCUUCUUACGAACUGUACCAUCAGACAAGUUUCAAGCCCAGGCCAUUAUUGACAUCUUGGCUCGUUUUAAGUGGGUUUAUGUUGGUUUAAUAUACUCCUUGGACACUUACGGAAUUCGAGGAACACAGGAGAUCUUGGCAUUGGCGGAGAAAGCUGGCAUUUGUAUCGCCUUUUCGGAAUCGAUUCGAGAUAUUAAUACCACACCUUCUUAUAUUAAGGCAGUUGCUAAGAAGAUCACAGCAUUCCCAAAGGUGAAAGUGUUGGUGAUGUUCGGUGGAUUUGCUGGAAUGAACUUGGUCUUGCAGGAGUUUCACACUACCCAUACUAAAGAAACACGGAUCCUGAUUUGCAGCGAUGCUUUCGAUACGUCAGCCAUCAACAACGACUUUGCAGGUAUGAUCCAAGGGAGUCUGAAAAUAAAACUGAACUAUUACGAAAUCCCUGACAUUAAAUCUCAUUUCAGUCAACUGACGAGCCAGAGUCGAGUCAGUCCAUGGUUUCUUGCGUAUUUUGAAUCCUGGUUGAAGAACAACAACUGCUCAGAUAUUACCUUGUGCCCAAUUCCUUUCUCGGGAACCAAUAUGCCGAUUUACAUGUCUGUAUAUGCGUUUGCUCACGCGUUUGACGAUAUGCUGAGAUCAAGAUGUCCACAAAUGACAAAGGAAUGUCUGGCCAUAGUACGUAAUGUCACUGGUAAUGACGUCACACCAUAUCUCUUCAAUGUCAAGUUUAAUGGACCAACUGGGACCUUUAAGUUCAAUCAAGAUGGCGACUCGGACGGAGCAUACAUCAUUAAUGCUCUAACGGUAGACUCAAACGGAUUCGCAUGGCACGAAAGGAGAAAUGCUGCUGGGAAUGCAGUCAAUGUGACCCGUAUGAGUUUGUGGAUGGUGACAUCUGCUCUCCGUGUCCAUCACUUCUCUGGCCGACCACUGAUUUUACAUCAUGUGAAAUUAUUCCAGCAACUAUGA
Molecule: messenger RNA, 1491 nt
Organism: Asterias rubens (European starfish)
Lineage: Eukaryota; Metazoa; Echinodermata; Asteroidea; Forcipulatida; Asteriidae
Product: metabotropic glutamate receptor 2-like
Exons: 2
Coding region: 1-1491 (496 amino acids)
Biological process (GO): G protein-coupled receptor signaling pathway
Cellular component (GO): membrane
Molecular function (GO): adenylate cyclase inhibiting G protein-coupled glutamate receptor activity
Source: RefSeq, a predicted model, not a curated record